GCAUUCUGCUUUUUUCACCUUUACCUUCUUCCUUUCCCCCCGUUUCUCUCUCUUUAACUUUGGACGCGAGCCCCUUUACACCAUUUUUCCUGUCUGGUUUCGUUGUUUUUAAAAGCAAUGCCUCAAUUAAACCGAUCCCAUUAAGAAUCCAGUUGGGUCUCUUCAUUUGUCCCCAGAACUAUAACCUCUCACCAUUAAAAUGGCCCAAACAGCUUCCAAAUGCUUCUUCUUUUCCAUUCUGUCUCUCCUCGCCAUCUGCUCUUCUGGUAGAUUUGGUGGAUCGCAUUUGGAUGUGCAAGAAAAUGCUUCGGCAGAGUUGGAAUGGAAGUUCAGUGAACUUGUUCGGACAACAAUGCACGACGCGACCAACUCGCCGACAACGAAUUUUCCGACAACUCCAGACACCUCCACGCCGACAAUCAUCACCGUUCCGGCGACCAACCCUGUCACUGUCACUCCGUCGAGUCCUGCUUCCACGCCGGUGUCCAUUCCCUUAACGACACCCAUCACAGUUCCUGCUAACUCGCCGGUGCCGCUCACCAAUCCGGUUGCGCCGCCAGUUACAGUACCCGGAGCCCAGCCCAUAACAAACCCGGUGACCACUUAUCCAGCUCCGUCAGGUGGUUCGCCGGUAGUAACACCCGUCACAAACCCAGUUCCGGUGUCCCCUCCGGCGAUGACGAACGCACCGGUAAUUCCAGGACAGAGCUGGUGUGUGGUCAGGUCCGGCGCUUCUGAGAUGGCUCUUCAGUCGGCGUUGGACUACGCCUGUGGCACUGGGGCUGACUGUUCUCAAAUCCAGCAAGGUGGAAGCUGCUACAACCCAAAUACACUUGAAAACCACGCUUCUUUUGCAUUCAAUAGCUAUUUUCAGAAGAAUCCUUCUCCUACAAGCUGCGAUUUUGGAGGAUCUGCCAUGGUUACCAACUCCAAUCCAAGCACUGGCUCUUGCCUUUACCCAUCAUCAUCUUCCUCUGCGACGCCGGCAUCCAUGACGCCGUCGGUUCCAACGCCAACACCGACAACAACAGCGCCGAUCACUGUCGCACCAACUAUAGUUACGAACCCAACGUCUUCACCUGUAGGGACCGGCAUGCCAGAAAAUGGAACUCCUCCUGCAAUCUUUAACCCAGACAAUCCAAGUUCAAGUAUUGGCAGCUCAACAGGGUUUGGAACUGAGAUCCCUCCAAGCUCAAGCACCUCAAUAUCCAUGGCAGCUGGAUUGAGACCGUUUACUUGGUGCAUCAUUAUGACGAUGUCCUUAAUCACUCGCAGAAUCAUUCUGGAGUUAUGAAAUCACUGAGUUCUUCUCCUUGUACUGUACAUGAAAGGCACUCGUAAUUCACAGCUUCAGAAUCGCCACCCAGUUCCACCAUGAGUGCAAAUUUUGGAGGAGAAAAGGGACCAGAGGUGAGUUUGAGAGAUAGACAAGAAGGUUUAGAGAAUGCACUGCCACUGCCCUGCUUGUGUAAAGAUCAAAUAUAUGUUAGUGAUAGAGACGGAUGUAUUAGCUAUUGGAACUUUGAGACUGUAAUAUAAUAUUUUUAUAAAUAUAUCUAUAUGUUAGAUUUUGGGAGUA
Molecule: messenger RNA, 1579 nt
Organism: Cucurbita maxima (winter squash)
Lineage: Eukaryota; Viridiplantae; Streptophyta; Magnoliopsida; Cucurbitales; Cucurbitaceae
Product: mucin-2
Exons: 4
Coding region: 200-1294 (364 amino acids)
Source: RefSeq, a predicted model, not a curated record